Messenger RNA from Scophthalmus maximus (turbot), 1752 nucleotides. It is a transcript of the gene rad1, whose product is annotated as RAD1 homolog (S. pombe). Lineage: Eukaryota; Metazoa; Chordata; Actinopteri; Pleuronectiformes; Scophthalmidae. Gene Ontology annotation, cellular component: nucleus; checkpoint clamp complex. The record is from RefSeq and is a predicted model, not a curated record. Gene Ontology annotation, biological process: DNA damage checkpoint signaling; DNA repair. Gene Ontology annotation, molecular function: 3'-5' exonuclease activity. The coding region runs from base 359 to 1216 and encodes 285 amino acids. The transcript has 6 exons.
UCACUCUCUCUCACACACACACACACACACACACACACACACAUCACUGCUGCCACUAACCUAUUCUCUAAAAACAUGUUUAUAUACUUAUUCGCCGCAUUUGAAAAUGUGUUUGAAAUACUCUUUCCUGGUUUAAUCUAGUCCAGUUUUGUCUUAAGUUUUGAUAAGUAAAGCGGGUUUUCAUUCUGAUGUAGUUCUGGGUGGGAACACUCAAUCUUCUACAUAUUCAGCUUCAUGUUGAAAUAUUAAAUGGUAUCCUUGUUGUAAUGGAAGAAACAGCCCCGUGAAAGAUACAUUUAACGUUUAACAUGUCGGUUUUUACCCAUUCGGAAUUUCGGACAUCCAAACCAUUAUUCUCAUGUGUCUUCGUUUCAGUGCCGCGAUGCCUCUGUCCACCCAGUUGCAGGCUGACGAUGAACAAUACGUCCUCGUGGCCAGUUUGGACAAUGCUCGUAAUCUCUCCAACAUACUGAAAGCGAUCACCUUCAAAGACCACGCCAUCUUCAACGCAACACCCAACGGCCUGAAAGUCACAGUGGAAGACUCCAAGUGUCUGCAGGCCAAUGCAUUCAUUCAGGCUGAGAUCUUCCAGGAGUUCACCAUAAAGGAAGAUUUGGUGGGUUUUCAGGUCAAUCUCACUGUUCUGUUGGACUGUCUCAAUAUCUUUGGAGGAAGCUCAGUGCCAGGAGUGUCGACAGCCCUGCGGAUGUGCUACGGAGGGUACGGCUUCCCUCUGACCCUGUUCCUGGAGGAGGGCGGCGUGGUGACGGUUUGCAAGAUCAACACACAAGAACCAGACGAGCCGAUUGACUUUGAGUUCUGCAGCACCAACGUCACAAACAAGGUGAUCCUGCAGUCGGAGAGUCUGAAAGAACCCUUCUCUGAACUGGAUAUGACCAGCGAGGUGCUGCAGAUCACCAUGUCCCCGAGCCAGCCAUACUUUAGGUUAUCUACGUUUGGGAACUCCGGAAACGCUCAUUAUGAUUAUCCCAAAGACUCUGACAUGAUGGAGCUGUUCCAGUGCACCAAGACACAAACCAACAGGUACAAGAUGUCCCUGCUGAAGCCGUCCACCAAAGCCCUGGCGUUGUCCUGUAAAGUGUCCGUGAGGACCGACAGCAGGGGCUUCCUCUCCCUGCAGUACCUGGUCAGGAACGACGACGGACAGAUCUGCUUCGUGGAAUAUUACUGUUGUCCCGACGAGGAGGUGGAGUGAUUACGGCGCAUCCACGAAAUCCUCCCCCACUUUUACACAGGCGCCUCAUCUUCAGUUGCGGCCAGUUGCUUUGGACUGGUUGCAAGAAUGAAAAGACUCCGUCUGCCAGAGGAGGCAGUACAGCCGGUGCUGGACUUUGAGGACAUGAUGGAUAAAGGAUAGAAAAUCAUACAUUAGAGUGGAACAUUGUUACUGGACUAUAAUAAUGUCACCUACUUGUUCUUGUUGUGUGCCUGUGGUGUAGUUACAUCACUAUAUUGAGUUCAUGAUUGCAUAUAAAGUUACUGUAUGUAUGUGGUAUUGUUACUGUGGAGACCAAGCUUAAGACAAGAAGCCCCUUGACAUAUGAACACUGCCUGUAAAUCCGUGAGUCUACGUCACUACUCCGCUAUAAUGUGUCCCUGGUGUUGAAAUGUGGAUGGACAUCUGUCUUUAGAACACAUCGGAUGAUACAGACAAAGGGUUGAAUUGUUUUUAUUUCCAUGACAUAGAAAACAGUUGUAGACAAACUCAAUAAACAAGUUUUUUUUGUUUUA